This is a messenger RNA of Colletotrichum karsti, 1101 nucleotides long. Its product is annotated as fumarylacetoacetate hydrolase. Lineage: Eukaryota; Fungi; Ascomycota; Sordariomycetes; Glomerellales; Glomerellaceae. Gene Ontology annotation, molecular function: acetylpyruvate hydrolase activity. The transcript is spliced from 3 exons. The record is from RefSeq and is a predicted model, not a curated record. Bases 1 to 1101 code for a protein of 366 amino acids.
AUGCCAGACUCAUGGGAAGACCAGAUUGCCCACUUCCAGACCAUCCCCUGGUGCGCCAAAGUGCUUUCCGAGCCAGGCAUUCUAGUCGCUCCCACUGUCAGCCGGCGAUUCGACCCUGAUAACCGUAUCUUUGAGUACUGGGGCAAAUGGAGCCGUUUGGUGCGGUUUAUCGCCGAAGAUGAUUGGAGGGAGUAUAUCGGUGAGCCGGUUGACGAUAGCGUUGACGUCGGAGCCGCCCUCACAGCAUCUGUUCCCGUGCCUGUCCGGGUGUUCACCGGCACAUCCGCGCUUGACGCCUCAGCAGAGCCAACAUCAAAGAUCCUCAACAUUCAGAAGCUCUUGCCGCCCCUGAGUCGCAAGGAAGUAGGCACAAUCCGUUGCAUAGGCCUCAACUACCGCAAACAUGCCAAAGAGAUGAAUCUCGAGUUGCCAGAGCAUCCUACGCUCUUCUUCAAGCCGGCAAGCUGCUUGAACGCCUCAAAUUCGCCACUUGUCAUUCCCCAUCAAGCAACAGACUCUCAAGCGGACUAUGAGGCCGAACUGGCAGUGGUCAUCGGCCGUGACGCGAGGAAUGUUAGCACUGAAGAGGCCAUGGACUAUGUGCUCGGCUACAUGUGCUCCAACGACGUCACGGGAAGAAAACACCAGUUCGCCGGCGCGCAGUGGGGCUUCGGCAAGGGUUUCGACGGCUUCGCUCCCAUGGGGCCCUGUCUUGUCAGCACGAGCAGCAUCCCAGAUCCGUCGGUUAUUGAAUUGAAGACCGUUCUCAACGGCGAGGUCAUGCAGGAGGGCAGAGGAGACGACAUGAUCUUCUCUAUCGCGGAGAUCGUGGCGUAUCUGUCUCAAGGCACGACACUGGAAGCAGGUACAGUCAUCAUGACGGGUACACCUCAUGGUAUCGGUGUCAGCAGAACCCCUCCGGUAUUCCUCGCUCCAGGAGAUGACCUUCGGAUUGUGAUGAGCCACGGUUUGGGCAGUCUUGUCAACCGAGUGGAGUACGAGGAGAAGCCGAAACAGGCGGCUACGAAUGGCGUCAACGGGGUCAAGGCGGUUAAUGGUGUUAACGGGGUAAAAGAAGUCAAAGUUAACGGGAUUCAUUGA